GUGUAUUUUCACGAGGGAUCUCGUUACAAUUUUGGCUUGGUGCUUGUCCACUCCCUUUAUUCUUCACUGAAGCUGUCUCUCCCAUGGACAUCUGUUAGCAAGCUCAGGUAUCAUUUUAGAGAGAGUGAUAAUUGGGAGCACCAUACUGCACCCCUGCCACUUCUGAUGCAGGCUGGCUGAGGUGCAGUAUGGUGCUACACAAGGCCAUUCAGGCAGCUCGUAAAGGGGAUAUAGAGGCACUGAGAGCCCUCCAUGCAUCCGGAUGCCUCAUUCCGACCAUCAUGGAUGCCCAGGGAGCUUCACCCACCCAUCAUGCUGCCCGCUGUGGUCAGUUGGACUGCUUGCAGUUUUUGGUAAAAGAAGCUAAUUUCCCAUGCCACAACCGCACCAGAAACGGAGCUACACCUGCUCAUGACGCCACUGCCACGGGGCACGUGCGAGAGCUGCAGUGGCUGCUGAAACAGGGGAAUUGUGGGAUUGAGGAUCGUGAUGGCGAAGGAGCUACAGCCCUGCACUUGGCUGCCAGGUUUGGCCAUGCAGAGGCAGUACGGUGGCUGCUGUCCAAUGGAAGCAGCACAGAGGCAGAAACAAACUGUGGAGCCCUUCCGGUUCAUUAUGCUGCAGCCAGUGGAGACCUCACAUCCCUCAAACUGCUCAUCUCCAGCUCCCCACGGCAUGUGGACUGCCAGACAGGAACCGGUGCCACUCCAUUAUAUCUGGCCUGUCAGGAGGGGCAUCUACAUGUGGUUGAAUACCUGGUAAAGGAUUGUGGGGCAAACGUCCAUUUGCAGGCCAAGGAUGGCAUGAGUGUUCUGCAUGCAGCUGCCCACAUGGGACACUAUGCCCUUGUGGUCUGGCUUGCUUCUUUCACAGACCUGGAUCUGUCCUGUCAGGACAGGGAUGGAGCCACAGCACUGCACUUUGCUGCUAGCGAGGGCCACCAUCGUAUUGUGGAGCGUCUCUUAAUGAUGGGAGCGAGUGUCCUGAAAGACCAUUGGGGUGGGACCUCGCUACACGAUGCAGCAGAGAAUGGAGAACUAGAGUGCUGCCGGGUGCUCCUGAAUCAUCACAUCAGUCCACUGGAGAGAGAUUUGGAUGGGUUUACUGCAGUUGAUCUGGCAGAGUACAACGGCUAUCAUGACUGUGCCAACUUCCUCCGUUCUGCAGAUGGUUGCCCUCCGUCAGAUGUCCUUCUCAUAGAGGAAGAAAGGACCUUGUUUAGCACAACUGACCCCAACCAGGAUAUUAAACCACUGUCCACUACUGGGAUGGAGAACAACAAGCAGCCGGUGAAUGAGGUGCCUCCCCAACCACGCCUCGCUCCACCAGUCCUGGAUCCCACAUCUGUGUCACCGGUUAACGGGACCAUUCAGCACAUGCAAGUGGCCUCUAAAGUUGUGACCUCAUUCAAUAUGGAGAAACAUGUUGAGGACAUGCAGGUAGUUCUGCCCCACAAAUCCAUGAGAUCGCUGAGACGAGCAGGGAUCACGGCGGUCUUCACUGGACAAGCAGUAAAUAAAGAAGACAAUGGCGUUCAGCUUUCAGAAUUAGAGGAAAACCUUGCUGACUUUGAUUCUCUGAUCCCUACACAAGAUGAAUAUGGGAAGCCCAUUGCUGAGUGGAAGAGGCAGGUUAUGGUGCGCAAGCUUCAAGCUCGACUGCAAAAUGAAAAGGACCACAGCCAAAAAGAUGACAGUAACAAUCAUGUGGAAAUGGAUGGUUGGAGGUAUUCCCCAGUCAACAAUGUAAUUUUAGGCCCCUUUGGAGAGUUACUUACUGAGGAUGACUUGGUCUUCUUGGAGGGGCAGAUUGAAAACAUCUCCCUUCAAAAACGCUGCCAGGCCUAUGAAGUAGAGCUUGUGCGCCUGACAGAGGAACUCAAGUCCGUCCUUCCUGCUCCUAUUGUUAAUAUCAGCAUAGAUACCGAGUGCCACCAGCAACCGAAUGUGGGGGAAUCUCUGCCUCUUCAUGUGUGGUACAGUCGGAUCUCAAAUAUUGUGAAGAGCAUGUCUCUAUUGCUGUCCAACCUCAUAGAAACAAAAGGAGAAGAUGGCAUCUCUAAGAUGCCAAACACAGAUCCUGCAUCAGUCUUCACACACCAGCCAGAAAGGCAAAGUCCUACCAGAGGAAGAAGGCAGAAGAUUGAACUAGAAAUCCAACAAUCAGGAGUUUCUGUGAGAAAUCUAAGAUCAAACUUUGAAAGUCAGCUUGGUAACAUUUAUCCAUUUUCUGGGCUUUUAAGCAAUGGAGCUCAUCCAGACAUAAUGCAACAAAAACUGCCUUCAUUGACAGAUCGUAGGGAGCAGUCUGCGGGAACAAUCCAAAACACAGACAUAAAUCAGACUAAGGACAAGGGUGUAACAUGCAAACAAGCGCCUUCAACAGAAGUGAAGGAGACCACCUGCUUGCGAAAGGAGCGCAUUGUUGUGCUAUUUUUGAGCCAUUGGAAAAAGUCUGCAUAUGCAAUAUCAAUGAGAGCCAAAACGAAACAAGAUCUUGGCACUCAGGGGUCUAUAGAGAGCUAUUUGACAGGUGAAGCAGUAAUAACUCCAGUGUCUAAGCCAGAGACUAGAUCAUUGUAUCAUCUUUACAGGCAAAGAACUGCAAUUGACAAGAUGAUUGGCAAUUGGAAACGUAUCACCUCGGGUGUCCCUUCACGACAGAUCCGAAACCUACAAAGAAAGCGUGUAACCUUCUCACCAGAGCAGUUUCUUCCUCGUGUUGACGGUGCUCCUGUUGCGUAUGACACGCUGACCCUUGACCUCUUCAUGCUUGGUUACUUCCACAUCCUCGAGCAGGACCUCUCCGCUGAGGAACGAAAAAUGAGGCACCUGCUAUGCUUUGAGGUUUUCGACCACGUUGGGAAUUUUCCUUGGGAGACGGUCCGAGAGUUUCACCAGGCUGUCCUCAAGGACAUUGAGGCUGGGAGACGUGAGUGGAAAGAUGGUUUCGAGGACAUCAAAACACAAUACUUUGGUAAAAGAGAAAAUGGGACUUUCUGUGCAGAGGUUAAAGUUGUGCCGAAGGUCAUAAGUGAAAAUCCCAUACCAGAGUAUGGAGGACAUUGCAGCAGAAAUGAGAGCAACGAAUUCUCACAGUUUGGUAAUGAGGAAAUUUGUAAAUAUAUUGAUCGUAGUUUUACCUUUUGGAAAGAAAAGGAAGCAGAGUUGUUUGAUUUUUAGGUUCGUGAAUUUUAUGAUGAUAAAGACGAUGAGCUGUAUACACUUUUUGAGGACAAAACUUUUGAGAUGAAAUCAUCUGUCUUUCCACAGAAUUGCGUAGAUCUGCAGGGGACUUAUUGUUAGCUUGUUUGAAUCUUUGUAAUACAGCAUCUGGUAAAACCACACCACACCACAAUUAGAUAUCAGUACAAGGCUAUACGUAAAUGUCCUACAACCAUGUGCAUUCUUCAGAUUUUCAUGUGUGCUUA
Molecule: messenger RNA, 3430 nt
Organism: Paramisgurnus dabryanus
Lineage: Eukaryota; Metazoa; Chordata; Actinopteri; Cypriniformes; Cobitidae
Gene: espnlb
Product: espin like b
Biological process (GO): actin filament bundle assembly
Cellular component (GO): cytoplasm
Molecular function (GO): actin filament binding
Source: RefSeq, a predicted model, not a curated record